This is a messenger RNA of Impatiens glandulifera, 928 nucleotides long. RefSeq names its product 5'-tyrosyl-DNA phosphodiesterase-like. NCBI's taxonomy places the organism in Eukaryota, Viridiplantae, Streptophyta, Magnoliopsida, Ericales, Balsaminaceae. Gene Ontology annotation, molecular function: 5'-tyrosyl-DNA phosphodiesterase activity; single-stranded DNA binding. Gene Ontology annotation, biological process: double-strand break repair. Bases 30 to 857 code for a protein of 275 amino acids. The record is from RefSeq and is a predicted model, not a curated record. The transcript is spliced from 3 exons. Gene Ontology annotation, cellular component: cytoplasm; PML body.
CAGUUAGCAAAGAUUCAAAAUUACCAAGCAUGGAUUCAAAACCCUUGAAGAUUAUGAGCUAUAAUGUCUGGUUUAGAGAAGACUUGGAACUUGAAAGUAGGAUGAGAGCCCUUGGAAGCCUCAUUCGUCAACAUUCUCCAGAUGUCAUAUGUUUCCAGGAGGUUACCCCCAAUAUAUAUGAGAUUUUUCAGAAGUUCAACUGGUGGAAAGCUUAUAGCUGCUCUGUUUCACUUGAAAUGGCAUUGACAAAAGGCUAUUUCUGUAUGCAGAUGAGCAAACUGACACCGAAAUCCUACAGCAAAAAUCCAUUUCUUAACUCCAAAAUGGGUCGAGAACUUUGCUUAGCCGAGCUCGAGAUCAAGCCUGAUUUGUCUUUACUGAUUGCCACCUCUCAUCUGGAAAGUCCUUGCCCUGGACCACCCAAAUGGGAUCAAAUGUAUAGCAAGGAAAGAGUUCAACAGGCAAAAGAAGCCAUGAACAUCCUUAAAGAAUAUCCUAAUGCCAUUUUCUGUGGAGACAUGAACUGGGAAGAUGAGUUGGAUGGUCAUUUUCCUUUUCCUAAUGAUGGAUGGUUUGAUGCUUGGGAAAUGCUAAGGCCAGGUGAAAAUGGAUGGACUUACGAUACUAAAUCGAACAAGAUGUUGUCGCGUAAUUGGACCCUUCAGAGGCGGUUGGAUCGUUUUGUAUGCUGCCUGAAGGAUUUUGAAGUUAGUGGAAUCGAAAUGAUCGGUUUGGAGGCAAUACCCGGUUUGACUUAUUUAAAGGAGAAGAAAAUUAGAGGGGAAGUGUGUGAAUUCAAGCUGCCUGUCUUGCCCAGCGAUCAUUAUGGUUUGAUCCUAACAAUCAGCUUGAAGUAGCUUCAGCUCUAUUGCAAAAACUACCCUUUGUAAGCAACUUUUGUUGGAUUUUUUUUGUUAUGUUUAUGUUG